AUGUCGGAAAGGAAAACAUUAAAUAAAUAUUAUCCACCGGAUUAUAAUCCGUUGGAAGCAGAAAAAAUGGCCAAGAAAAUGUCUAAGAGAUUAAAAACUAUGAACAAAAGUAAUGCGACUAUCAGACUUAUGACACCUUUUAGUAUGAAAUGUCUGAAGUGUACUGAAUAUAUCCCUAAAAGUCGAAAAUUCAAUGGAAAGAAGGACGUUCUUAAUGAAAGAUAUUUAAAUUCUAUCAAAAUUUAUCGUUUAAGCAUAAGGUGCCCUCGUUGUGGCAAUACAAUUACCUUUAGGACUGAUCCAAAGAAUGCAGAUUAUAUAAUGGAGUCGGGUGGAGUGAAGAAUUUUAUGGGAGCUUCAAAAGAAGAAUCAAAUGCUAAUAAUGCUGACGGAUUUGAAACAAUCGAUGAAGCGGUUGAUAGACUUGUAAGUGAAGAAGCCCAAAGCAAGGAGGUGAAAGAGUCUGAUAAGAUGGAAGAGUUAGAAAAAAAGCUCAUGAAGAUUCAAAAACAACAGGAAGACGGUGAGCAACUAGAAAAUCUAAGGAAACAAAAUCUCGAAAAGGCUAAGCGAGCUGAGAAACUAGGUGUAGAUGCUUACCAUAGUGAAGGGGGGAAUGACAGUGAAGAGGAGAAUAAAAAGCUGGAUAAGUUGGUAGAGGACGCUAUUGAAGGCUAUAAGCGAAACGGGCAACAGAAAAGCCCAACACCAUCGCAAAGUGAAGAAUUGACAAGUAUUGCUCAAUCUUCAUUAAAAGCACAGCCCAUAACACUAAAAAGGAAAAAUCUAAACCGAAAAAAUGCGCUAGGCAUAAUGGUUAAGAAGAGGAAGAAAUAA
Naumovozyma castellii is the source of this 837-nucleotide messenger RNA. It is a transcript of the gene YJU2, whose product is annotated as mRNA splicing protein YJU2. The record is from RefSeq and is a predicted model, not a curated record. Bases 1 to 837 code for a protein of 278 amino acids. The transcript has a single exon. Lineage: Eukaryota; Fungi; Ascomycota; Saccharomycetes; Saccharomycetales; Saccharomycetaceae.